AUCUGGAUUUCACCAGAUCGAAGUGGAUAAGAGUGACAUCGAAAAAACUGCGUUUAGUGUCGAAAACGGACACUACGAGUUUUUAAGAAUGCCAUUCGGUUUGAAAAAUGCUCCAUCAACGUUUCAACGCGUGAUGGAUAACGUUUUGAGAGAGCACAUUGGUGUCCGAUGUCUUGUGUACAUGGACGAUAUCAUCGUGUUCUCUACCAGCCUAAAGGAACACCUUGACAACCUAAAGAAAAUUUUUGAUAGUCUUAGAUAAUUCAAUAUGAAGGUGCAACUCGAUAAAAGCGAGUUUCUUCACAAAGAAGUAGCCUUUCUAGGCCACAUCGUAACUCGUGAAGGAGUAAAGCCAAAUCCCGAAAAAAUGGAAAUCAUCAGAAAAUGGCCACUUCCGAAGAAUGAAAAAGAACUAAGAGGAUUCUUAGGAAUUUUAGGCUAUUACCGCAAGUUUAUUCGAGACUUUGCGAAAAUAGCCAAACCACUUACAAAAACGUUGAGAAAAGGAGAAGCUAUCACUCACACUAAGGAUUUCGUAGAUGCCUUUGAGCGAUGUCGAAAUAUUCUUACAUCGAGUGAUAUAUUACAGUACCCGAAUUUCGACAAACCAUUUAUUUUGACAACAGACGCCUCCAAUUUCGCAGUUGGAGCCGUUUUGUCACAGGGGCAAAUUGGCAGUGACAAACCAAUUGCCUUUGCUUCUCGAACGCUAAAUAAGUCAGAAGAAAACUAUUCCGCAAUCGAGAAAGAACUUUUGGCGAUCGUGUGGGCAUGUAAAUACUUCCGUCCUUAUCUUUACGGAAGAAAAUUUACUCUAUACACCGAUCAUAAACCUCUCACAUAUAGCUUAAACCUUAAAAACUCAAAUAGCAGACUCAUUCAUUGGCGCCUCUAUUUAGAAGAAUUUGAUUACGAGAUUAAAUACAGACCUGGAAAGCAGAACAUCGUAGCCGAUAGUCUUUCCAGAGUACGAGAGGAAAUCAACCUCAAUGAAGCGGAAGAAAACUCUUCUUCCACAUCUGAAAGCGACACUUCGUCAGACGGAGCCACGGCCCACUCUGCUGAUACCGACGAUUCUGACUUUAUCCCAGGCACAGAAAAACCAUUAAACGAGUUCUGUAAUCAGAUUGUUCUAAAAAUCGGACCCAACGAAGAAGAAACCUAUGAAGAAAUAUUUCCACGAGUUUUCCGACGAAAAAUUACGAAAUUGAUAUUUGGAGUUCCAUACCUAAUUAAAAUGUUUAAAAAUUACAUUGAUCCCAAAAGAUCAAACUGCAUCCUUUGCCCGGAAAAGUUGAUACAGACGAUUCAAAUCGUCUAUAAAAACUACUUCAGUAGAGGCAAGCCUUUCAAAAUUUAUUUUUCUCAAAAAAUUCUCAUAGAUCUGAAAACGGCCGAGGAACAAAAUAUUGUUAUAGAACAAACCCACGAAAAUGGGCAUAGAGGGGUAUGGGAAAAUAAUAGACAAAUAGCAAACAGGUACUAUUUCCCAGCAAUGAAAAGAAAAAUACGACAGUUUGUAAGGCUCUGUCGCAUUUGUAAUAAAAAUAAAUACGAGAGGCAUCCAUACAAAAUCAUGCUCGGACCCACUCCGGACCCAAAAAAGCCUUUAGAUUUAAUACAUCUAGAUAUAUUCUUAAAACAACCUAAUAUAUUCCUUUCCUUUUUAGAUAAAUUCUCGAGAUACGCUACAUUGAUUCCCAUCAAAUCUAGGAACAUUCAAGAUAUGUUGCGGAGCCAACUUCUAAAACUAAUUACGCUGACGUUCAUCACGACCUCAUCAUCGAGAACGAUACAAAUACAUGACCUGACCAGAAACCCAGGACUAGUGACGUUACAGACCGGAAACGUACUAAUUAAGACUGGACGUCACAGGAUAUAUCACACAAUAGACUUGGAAGACUAUAGACCAUUACUAAACAACAUCGCUAUCACUAUCGACGGACUUAAAAUAUUCACAGACUUCAGCGACGUUUAUAUCACAUUACAGUCCAAAUUUAAGAAAGCCCAAAACACGUAUAUGAAAUUGUUACCAAAUAGAAGAAACAAGAGAGGAGCAUUCAAUUUUCUAGGCUCAGCCAUAAAGGCGAUUACAGGCAAUUUAGAUGAAGAAGAUCGAAUCCAAAUAGAUAACGAUAUAAAUGACUUAAAACGAGGCAACCAAGAACUUAUAAGACAAAAUAAUAUUCAAGUAACUAUCAACAAACAUCUAGGAAAACGUAUAAACAAAUUAAUAGAUUCCGUUAAUGAACAACAAAGAAUAAUCAAGCAACAAAUUAUAUCAGCCAGACAAUCUCUAAUCACCAACAAACUUGUCAAUCAAAAUUUCACAGCAAUCCGACAGGCAUUUAAAAUUUCUUAUCAUGUCGACCUAAUACAAGAACACCUAGACUCAAUUUUCGAAGUUAUACAACUUGCAAAAAUAAAUAUCAUUUCUAAGAAUUUUCUAGAAGCAGAAGAACUAAAGUUUAUCUCAGAUAAGUUAGAAGAACAAAAUAUUACCAUUCAACAUCCAGACCAAGCAUACGAUUACCUAGACAUCAGAGCCCUCUUCAAGGAAUCCAUCCUCUACUUCAUCAUCGGCGUCCCGCAGAUUUUACCACAUCCAUUCACCAGUCUUCUCCUAGAACCACUUCCAAUCAACGGUCAAAUCAUCAAACUCCCUUGGCAUAAAGCAGCAAUCUACGGAAACUCCACCUAUUUCAUCAAAGGCAGUUGCCAAAGUAUCGGCGAAAAUUCCAUUUGCGAAGAAGAUAAAUUAGACGAUACCUCAGACGACAGAUGCUUCUCCAAAAUCAUACGAGGCUCCCCAGGAAAAUGCACCUUUACGAACUAUCGGAAUACAACCAACAUAAAACGAUUGACAGACAACCAUAUCAUCAUCAUAAUCACAACAGUCACACUAUCAAGCGACUGUCUACAUAACAACAGAGUUUUAACAGGAACGAUGCUGUUGUUUUUCGAGAACUGUACAAUCUCACUGAACAACAAAACUUUUAGCUCCAUUACGUUUCCAUCGAGAAUUAUCCCAACAAUAGUGCCUCUGGAUGGCGUGAAAAUUGAACAAAACGAAUUCGAGCAGAACCUGGACUUUCACACAUUAAAGAAAUUACAUUUCCAAAACCGAGAACAACUGGAGAUAAUUAAAACCCGAUAUUUCAUCCAAACAUCAACAAGUUUGGGCCUCUCAUCUAUAUGCUUCAUUAUAGGCUUGAUCGUCAUAGUUUACCAUUGGUACCAGAAGAAAAGGACACCCAAUGAAGAAAAACCAAACAUCAGUUCAGCAGACAACCAUCAUCCCAACACAAUUGUAUCGGGACGAUCCAAACUUGAUGAGGGAGUAGUUAACGCAAGCAACAUAAUUUUCCCCACAGCAACAGAACCGAUCACUGUGGAACAGUUAAUCGGUAGCAUCAAUUCGCAAACGCAAGCGAAACAACAAUUUAGGACACCAACGUAAAACACCGAUUCGGACUCUGUACCUGACGCGACAACGGACUGGAUAGAAUGUGCAGCGUAAGGGCUUUAGGUAAAUGGCUAGGCUUCAUGAUGUAAAAUUGACAAUAA
Molecule: messenger RNA, 3567 nt
Organism: Toxorhynchites rutilus septentrionalis
Lineage: Eukaryota; Metazoa; Arthropoda; Insecta; Diptera; Culicidae
Exons: 2
Coding region: 269-3460 (1063 amino acids)
Source: RefSeq, a predicted model, not a curated record